UUUGGAAAAUACUUUUGAGGGGAUUAGGUGUAAGACAAUCCAAUUAUAAGGAAGGAGAAAGUCAGCAAAAUAAGUGAAAACAGGAAUUUCCAUGUUAAACGUUUCAGAGUUAAUAGACAUAUAAAAGUGGUGCUCAUAACAGAUACGCAAGACGUGGCAGACUACAAAAGCUGUCCUCAUCAGAUAAACAAUAUUCAAAACUUUCAUCUUUGAGAGAGAGGAGAAAAUCAAGCUCCACUCUUAUUUUAGAAAAAAAAGUCACGGGUGUUUCUGUCCAUCCUUCCAAUGUGAGGCAACUAGGUGCAGUAGGUCUGAAAGGGUGUGCGGCGGUCAUGAAGCCGAUACUGAGAAAAAUUAGCAAAACAAACAAAGAAGCUGCUGAUGUUCUCAGAACAAAAGACUAAACACUCCAGAGUUCAAAUCUUAACAUCACUGCAUGUGUUUGGGAUCAUUUGGAAUGUGGCAAAGAAAGUGCAACCAACUUCUAAGACCGAACUUUGGCACUAUGGAGAAAUGUUCCUGCAGAUUUAUUGAAAAACUAAGAGAUUCUCCCAAAAAGAGCAAAAGCUAUAAUGAAGGCACGCUUAAUACUGAGGGGUGAAAAAAAUGAGUACUGUGCAGAAGUUUUUACCAUCUGACAGCAUUCAAGUUAAAAAGCCUUUUAUCGGAGCAUUUAUUUGCCAUAAAACGGGAAUAUUAUAAUGAAUACAAACACCAUUAAUACAAUGAACAAUGAUUUUAUGUAUGUAAAUGUGAUUAGUGGUUAAAUUAAAUGGUGCCUGUUUUGGCUAAUAAAUGGUUCAUUAUGGUAAAGUGUGCUGGUGAUGGAUUUUGAAAAAUCCAUGUCAUGGCUGUUGGAUGUCUGGAAGUAAACGUCUUCGAAACUAAGAGCAUAUCAACUACUUUUUUUUUUUCUUCAAAAUAAGUGAUUUUUGUUGCUUGUUAUUUGUUUAUUUGGAUUUCUUCUAAUGAUAAAUGGUGUUUUUUAUAAGCAAACACACUUCUUGCGAAGCUGAAUGGUUUCAGAUAAUGUGCCUUUAUGCCUAAGACUUUACACAGUACUGUAUAUAUUUAGAUUUUGAAGUUGUGUAAUUUGUCAAGUAUUUUUUUCUGCUCUUUGCUAACACUGAAAUAUAAGUGACUUGUGCUCAGUGGCCAUAUUGACUCAAAAAACAAUUUAUCAGUGGCUGAUUAUUUAACAUUAUCAUUAAAUCAUUAAAAUGUGCAGAGAAAGGAAUACUGCAGAACUAGGCUUGGGAGCCUGUAAAAAAAAUGGAAAGCAUUGGGUUCGAUUGGAACUGGACAUGACUGGGUAAUGGGACUGCUUUUGGGCUUUAUGCCGUCAUUCACCAAGAGUUUCCUAGCCGUUUAAGUCUAAGCUUACCUGGCAGGACAGUUUGCGUUUGCGGGUGGAGCUGCGAAAUCUGUUUGCACAAGUUUCUCCAUGUGUGAACCAAACAGGAUAUUCUUCCGUUUUAUCAGCGCAUACUGCACACCUCCAUUGAGAUCAGUAUUGCAGGGCAAACUGACUUGGUGCAUUGUUGUAGGACAUGGGUUAAAGCAGACAUUGAUGUUAAAGUGCCAUUCAGGCCUAACUAGAUACUUAGAAAGUUCCUAUUUGCUGUUUCUCCUCUAAAUAUGGGACAGUUCCAGUGGAACCGCUGUUGGCUGUGUCUUCAAGUCGUUCUUUCAGCAUUUGCCACUGUGUGCCUGAGCCAAGACAGCGCAGAUACAAUCAUGUUUUUAAACCCUCCUGAAGUGCCAGAGUCUGCUUACCCCAUCCAAGUCCAGUACUCAUGUAGAGAACCCUCAGUGGUCCACCUGCAGGGUUUAGUGUCUUUCAACACUGGAUCAACUUUAGUGAUCUUCCACAGAUGGUGGCGCUGCACGCCUGCCCCCCUCAGGAUCAAACUCAUAAUACUUCAUUUCCCUGACUGGCUGGUCUAUCACCCAGACUGGAGCAUACAAGAUUCCUCCUGGGUGCUCACAUGUCUUUUACGCGGCUUGGUGAGCAGGGGUGCGGCUGCUGAACCCGACAGGUCGUCCUUUGCCAGGACAUUGGUGCCCCUGAAUGUUCUGAGUCCACUCAGUCGCCCUUUCAAACAGCACUUGUUGUGCCUCAGAUGGGACACAGAGAUGCAUUGGAAAGUGUUCGGCGGUAGAUGGCAGUGCCCAAAAGAAAAUGAGGUCGCCACUCUGCUGUCCUCAUUAUAUGGAUCCACUGGGGAGCAUUUUGGCAUCACUAAAGCUCUAGAGCCUUACAGAAAUGCAAUGCUAGAAGGCCUGCGGCUCAAAGCGAUCUCAUAUCCUUGGUGUGCUUUCUCAGUGUGGGUAUUAUUAGAAGAGCCAUGCAGAGACCAUCUGUGUGGACUUUUACACCAUGUAGACUCUCAAGAGAACUAUGCCACACCCUCCUUGUUCCUGACAAGAUCAGGUCAGAUCCAUGUGCAGCUGCAGGGGGAGAAUGGCCUUUCCUCAGCGUUUCUCUCUUCAUUCACUCUGCCUUUAGGCUUGUGGUGCCUUAUCAGUCUGGAGCUGAAGGGCAGAAUGGGGAAUAUCACAGUGGCAUGCAUUGAUGGACAUGAAGAUCCACUUGUUUACUCUUCAGAACACAUAUUUAGUAUAGCAGUGAAGUUGGAUGAUACAGAUGGCUACUUUGUGGUUGGUGGAGGUAAAUUCGUAAAAGGACUUAAAGGGUUUUAUGGGCCCACCAUGUAUUACCGAUCAAGGAUUCCUUCACUUAACCUGCCAGAUCUCCAGGUUCCCCAACUAGUAAGAAUGGUUAAUGUAUCUGGAUGGUUCCAGACCUGUAAGGAGUUUAAAUUAGAAGUAGAUCACAAAAUAGCUGACUCUUGCCAUGCUGUGACUGCAAAGAGGGCAGAGAGUUGUAUUGAUGUAUACACAGCGCUGAUACUAAAAAAUUAUCCAGGAUCCACAAGGGUAGAAUGCAGCUCUUCUGAGCCCCUCAGCAAACCUCGGAGACGUAUGGUGGCUCAGAUGAUCAAGAUCCUGUGCGAUAAAUAUGGCACAGUUGAUCCAGCAGCUGUUGGCCGAGCUCUGUAUGCUGCUGUCCUGCGUAAGCUGAUCACGCAUGGCAGUGUGGAGGUGAUAAACAGGCUGAUGCCUCCUCUUUUACAAGCAGGAUGCUUAGGAGACAACAGAGCUCUUCAUCUCUCCUCUGCUUUCUACAGCAGUGGACUUGCUAAAAAGCAGCCCUUUAAGGCAUGGCAGCUGUCAUUGUUGGCAGCUCAGAAAGACUGGAGGCUGGCUCUCCUCCGUCUUGGACACCUGCACCAUGUUGGUGACCAGGUUGUGCCCCCAGACCAUGACCUCUCCUACGCCUAUUAUUCCAACAUCGCUAAGCAGACUUCAUCGGAUCGUCUCAGGCCCUCCUCAAAACAGACAUUUGUUGAGUCAAUAUUCCUGAACGAUGAGGAAACACUAAAGGCCCAAACCAAUGAGAAUGAUGAUAUAUUUCACUGGCUUAAACUACAGGCACGCAACGGGGUAGCAGACGCUGAGCAAGCAAUAGCCCGGAUGCUGUUCUGGGGGCAGCAGGGUGUGACUUCAGAUAUCCAGACAGCUGUGAGACACUAUGAGAGGGGGGCAACCAGACUGCAGGACCCUGUGUCCAUGUAUGACUAUGCCAUCGUCCUGCUCACGGGUCAAGGAGUUCCUCAGGAUGUGCCAAAAGCAGUCACCUUCUUGAAAAAAGCAAUGGAGCAGGGCUUUGCUCCAGCUAUCACUGCUUUGGGCUGGUACUACGAGCAGUUUGAGAGAAACUAUGAGCGGGCAGCAGAGCUUUGGGAACAGGCUGAUCUCCUGGGGAAUCCUGAUGCUGCCAUGAAUUUAGGAGUACUUCAUUUGCAAGGCCUCUAUCCUGGACAACCAGUUGACAAAGUUAAGGCUUAUAAGUAUUUCCUGAAGUCAGCCCAGAGAGGCCACUUAAAUGGAGGCAUUGAACUGGCUGAAAUUUGGAGUCUGGGGAUUCCUGGUUAUGUGGCACGUCAUCCAUCAGGUGCUGUUCUGUGGGCUAAAUGGGCAUCUGAACAGAAUGGAUAUCUUGGUACAGUCUUAAGGAAAGGCCUAAAGGCCUAUCUUAAAGGCAACUGGUUUAUGGCAAUGAUUUUUUACCUGAUGUCUGCUGAGUGUGGAUUGUCAGCAGCUCAGUUUAACAUGGCAUUCUUGUGUGAGCACAAUCAGGGAGGAUCAUUGAAUCCAGCAUUUGUGACACAGUGUAUGUUACGAUACUACAACCUUUCCAUUCAGAGCCAAGAUCCUGCUUCUUAUGCUUUGGUGAAAAUGGGUGACCUGUUCUAUGAGGAGCACACUCAGGGCAAAAGAGACCUUUCUGAUGCAGCUGAGAUGUACAAAGAAGCAGCACUCAGAAACGACCCACAGGGCUGGUACAGUCUGGGUCUGCUUGUUCAGGAAGGGGCGAGAUUACCAGCCACUCUGUUCUCUGAACUGAAUUUGCUGCAACAUUAUUUUUCAGAUAAGCUCACUAUUCUUACCACCCUGUACCAAAGAUGUCAAGACUCCAAUACUGAUGAGGCACACCUUCCCUGUACUCUUGCUCUGCUCGCUUCACAUUUACAAUCUAUACACACACUUGGAUGUUCUACUGUGAAGCUCCUGAGUGCUGUGGCAGUUGCUGUUGCUACUCUCUCCUUUUUCAGAAUCAUCCCUGCCAUUCUCCGCCAGAGGUCAGCAUCCAGUCAGCAGAACACGGCGCCCUCUGAUGCCCGCCAGCCAACAGAGCAGGAAGAGUCUUCAGGAGUGUGAGCAGCUCUUUAGUGUUUGUGCUCAGGUUUAUGACGAGCUUCCCGAGGGAUGUCAGAAUUUCAUCAUUACUUGAAAGAUCCGCUCAGUAUAUUUAGGAGUUUUGUAUAUUUUUAAUGAUUACUUAGGUUGCUGUGGCUUCAAAUUUCUCAGCUGGACAAGCUGAACAGUCUUUAAAAUUAAAAAGUGUUAAGCUCAGAAA
This is a messenger RNA of Pygocentrus nattereri (red-bellied piranha), 4984 nucleotides long. Its product is annotated as protein sel-1 homolog 3. The transcript has 23 exons. The record is from RefSeq and is a predicted model, not a curated record. Gene Ontology annotation, molecular function: protein binding. Bases 1639 to 4785 code for a protein of 1048 amino acids. NCBI's taxonomy places the organism in Eukaryota, Metazoa, Chordata, Actinopteri, Characiformes, Serrasalmidae.